Sclerotinia sclerotiorum 1980 UF-70 is the source of this 1464-nucleotide messenger RNA. RefSeq lists its product as hypothetical. Gene Ontology annotation, biological process: regulation of gene expression; regulation of RNA metabolic process. NCBI's taxonomy places the organism in Eukaryota, Fungi, Ascomycota, Leotiomycetes, Helotiales, Sclerotiniaceae. Gene Ontology annotation, molecular function: mRNA binding. The coding region runs from base 1 to 1464 and encodes 487 amino acids. The transcript is spliced from 3 exons. Gene Ontology annotation, cellular component: nucleus; cytoplasm. The record is from RefSeq and is a predicted model, not a curated record.
AUGUCGGCCUCACCUACAACAGCUCCUACACAAUCUGCAAAGCGUCCUCUUGAGGAUCCAUCCUCACCAUCUGCACCAAACGAUCAACCAGAUGCCAAAAGACCUGCUCUAGAUAAGGUUGUGAAGGAUGAUGAUGAUUCAGAAAAGAAGACUCCCGCCGUCGAAACCGAACUUCCUGUCCACACCAAUUCAAACGGGAAUGCGAAACCUGAUGAAGUCAAUGGAACAAAACCAGAAGUAAAGGAUGCUCAAGGGGAUACGGUGGUCGUUGAUGCUCCUACUACCGAAGCAGCCCAACCUAUCCAGACUACUGCCUCUGCUGCCAAACCCGAAGGAUCUUCAUCUGGAAAUGCUCUACCACAUGAUGAAAGCGGAUGGAUACAUGUUCGAUCAGUCAUUACAAGUGCUGAAGCUGCCACCGUUAUUGGCAAAGGAGGGGAAAACGUUUCACUGGUUCGAAAACUGUCUGGUGCAAAAUGUACCGUCAGUGAUUAUCAAAAGGGUGCAGUGGAAAGAAUUUUGACUGUCAGCGGUGUUGUUGAUGCAGUAGCAAAGGCAUUCGGUUUGAUUAUCCGAACAUUGAACAAUGAACCCCUCGAAGCUCCUUCCGACUCUAACUCCAAGACGUACCCUCUCCGACUUCUCAUUCCACAUAUCUUGAUUGGUUCUAUAAUUGGUAAAGGUGGUGUUCGUAUCAGAGAAAUCCAAGAAGCUUCAGGAGCUCGUUUGAAUGCUUCUGAUUCGUACCUUCCACUUUCGACGGAGAGAUCACUUGUCGUUCUUGGUGUCGCAGAUGCUGUUCAUAUCGCGACCUAUUACGUGGGUAGCACAUUGUUCGAACAAUUGACCGAGAGAUUUGGUGGUCCAGCCGCAUCUGCUUAUGCAUCAAGAAGUGGUGGACCUGCAGGUGUGGUCCCAGGUGGCAUGCAGGUUGUUCCAUAUGUUCCACAACCAGCUGGUGGAAAUUACGGUCACCCUGACAACCAUCGUCGUUCUGAUCGUGGUUCUCAUCAUACUCCUGGAAAUAGCUAUGCCCAACCAUACGGUCAAGGACAAGCACCUCAUCAACAACCAGCGGCUGCUGCACAUUAUGGUGGGCAUGCUUCUCCAGCAGUUGGUUAUGGUGGAGUGGGUCCACAGCAACCACAACAAGCUGGCCACGCUGUUCCUCAACCACAUGCUACGGGUCCACAAGGUCAGCCCAUGGCAGGAGCUAUUCCUGGUCAACCUUUAACCCAACAAAUUUUCAUUCCAAAUGACAUGGUUGGAGCUAUAAUUGGUAAAGGUGGUGCUAAGAUCAAUGAAAUCAGACAGCUCAGUGGUAGUGUCAUUAAGAUCAAUGAACCUCAAGAUAAUUCAAAUGAAAGAUUGGUUACAAUUACAGGAACCGCAGAAUGCAAUCAAAUGGCAUUAUACAUGCUUUACUCAAGGCUAGAGAAUGAACGUCACAGAGCAUCAAGCUAA